AUGAUUUUUUCGCUUCUUCUAGUGUAUGAGUCGUUCGUUGUGCUUGGACAUAGUCAAGGAGGGGUCGCUCCUUGGUGUGUCGCUCAAAAACAUGCUGUAUCGAACAUUCCGGGUUAUCUCGGUGCCAUUGCCAUCUCUCCCGCCACAAGUGUUCUCGAUAACCCCGAGCCUUUUGGAAGCCUGAUAGCUGCAAAUAUGGCUCCUGGAAUUGCGGUGUUAUACCCCGAAUUCGAUUACAAUGAAUUCUUUACAUCUGAAGGCCUAGAGCUAUUCAACAAUAUCAUUAAGCUUGAUUGCGCUUCCUCAAUAACCAUACCAAUAUUACUCACGCUUGAUGGCAAGUUACUAAAACCAGACUGGGCAUCCAAUGAAUGGCUUUUGGAAUACGACAAUCUGACAGCAAACGGAGGACGCAGGAUUUCUGGACCUCUUCUCGUAAUCCAAGGCGAUAAGGAUCCAAUGGUCAACUCUAACAACACGAUGAAAAACUUGAGGCUGCACUUGAUCUCUCUCCCACAUCUCACGUCCAACUUUUCCGUCUCCCAGGAACCUCACAUACCCCUGCUAUCACAGGCUCUCAAAUAA
Molecule: messenger RNA, 585 nt
Organism: Botrytis porri
Lineage: Eukaryota; Fungi; Ascomycota; Leotiomycetes; Helotiales; Sclerotiniaceae
Exons: 1
Coding region: 1-585 (194 amino acids)
Biological process (GO): lipid catabolic process
Molecular function (GO): triacylglycerol lipase activity
Source: RefSeq, a predicted model, not a curated record